AUGUCCUCCGGCUCCAACCCAAGGGUCACCAUCACUCUCGGCCGCUCUGGUCAGGUGGUGACUAAGGAAGGUAAACGGUCUCCAGGGGAAGGGUCAUUGAUGUCUUCCAACAAACGAUGUGUCACCCUCUUUCUCUCUCUUGUAGGCUGUAACUUGUGUGGCCCUUUGUCUUUGUCAAUUACUCGGCAUCGAGGAGAUCGCAUGAAAUGGAGUCCUAGUCAUUCUGAAGAGAAAGGAUCUCGAAUCGCUAGUAAUGAUCUCCGCUUGAAGCUCAUUCGUAAAAGGCAGUUGAAGAGAUCACACGAUGCUGUGAAGUACCCCAAGAAAGUUGCAGUACAUCCAACAUCAUCAAGAUCCAGUGAAGCCCCUACGAAUUAUAGAACUUUACCGAGCAGGCCUUCUUCCAGUAGUCACUAUAGCAAUCUGAGGCUGCCAACUUAUCUUGAACAAUAUGCCAGCGAGAGUGGGGUACUCUACUCUUCUCAGUUCUUGACAAGAGGAUCAAGAAGAGCAAGUACCUUUAUGCAUCUUGAUGAACAUGUUACUGUGGCGGGUUUCUUGCAUUCACUUGGACUGGGGAAAUACUGCAUCAGCUUCCAGGCAGAGGAAGUAGACAUGACUGUACUAAAGCAGAUGAGGGAGAAAGAUCUUAAAGAUAUGGCCAUACCGAUGGGACCAAGAAAGAAGAUCCUUCUUGCUCUAUUGCCACCUCCGAAAAAGCGGGCUUCAUGA
Molecule: messenger RNA, 732 nt
Organism: Linum trigynum
Lineage: Eukaryota; Viridiplantae; Streptophyta; Magnoliopsida; Malpighiales; Linaceae
Source: the annotation of a GenBank genome assembly